This is a messenger RNA of Daphnia carinata, 3067 nucleotides long. It is a transcript of the gene Ptp36E, whose product is annotated as receptor-type tyrosine-protein phosphatase mu-like. Gene Ontology annotation, molecular function: protein tyrosine phosphatase activity. Bases 238 to 2499 code for a protein of 753 amino acids. Gene Ontology annotation, biological process: protein dephosphorylation. The transcript is spliced from 18 exons. The record is from RefSeq and is a predicted model, not a curated record. NCBI's taxonomy places the organism in Eukaryota, Metazoa, Arthropoda, Branchiopoda, Diplostraca, Daphniidae.
GUGAGAUUAGUCCAGUCUCAACUGUUGCACAGCUCCGACUAGUAGCACUACUAUCGUCUGAUUUGAAUAUUUAAACCAAAAAAAAAAAAAAGGCAGUGAAAAACAGAGAAUAGUGUGAUCGAACGGCCGAAUUUUCGAUUUUGGUUUCCAUCGUUUCCUGAUUAUCAAAGUUCAAUCAGUUGCGUAACCAUCCAAACGGAGUCAAACGGCAAGCGAUCGUUACUCUUGAUCAUCGGAAUGAACGGGCCGAGCAGUGAGACGUGGAACAUGUCGAGCGACGGCCGAGUUCGUCUCCAUCGCGUCCAGGAAGACCGGAAUUCCUUGGACAAUUUCCUGACGUUGCCGGACGAUCAGCCAGGAUCCCAUCGGGAACGUUCUCCGACGCGCCAUCAGAAUGGCUCCAAUCGCAAACACAGAUCUCUGUCAACUCCCAAGACAACUGGAUGUUCGAGCAGCGGUCGCAAUCCUUCAUCGGCCAAGCCUAAGAAAGCCAGACGCUAUUUGGGCACGGCCAGCACGUCCCUGACAUCCAUCCCCAAUGCCAUCAAGCUGUCGAUGCUCAACAGCGGUCUCCUCUCUGUCGCUGAAGAAGGGAAUGCAAUGGCCGCCAUAGCCGACAAGCCGGUCGAAGUGGCUAAUUUUGUCAAGCAUUGCGAACAAAGGAGAAAGUACCCAGUACUUCUCCGUGUCGAAUUUCAAACGGCGUGCAAAGUGGAGGGUCAUUCGACUCGCCACGGCUCCAAGCCAGAAAACAGACCAAAAAAUCAAAACCAGAAAAUCAUUCCCUAUGACUAUAACCGCGUUGUGCUCGACCUACAACCUGGAAUUCCAGACUCGGAUUACGUCAACGGUAGCUAUGUCGAUAGUAUCCUCAAACCAAAUGCCUACGUGGUGACUCAGGGACCGAACGAGAGGACCGUUUCCGAUUUUUGGCGCCUCGUCUGGCAAGUUCACGCCAGCUGCAUCGUCAUGCUCACCAAGACUUUCGAUUUUAUCAAAGUCAUGUGUGUUCAAUAUUGGCCGGCAUCCAAGGGGAAAGAGGAGGUCUACGACGGCAUCACUGUUAGUUACAAUCACGAGGAGCAGUUGGCCAAUUUCGUCAUUCGCAAUUUCAAAAUCACGAAAGAAGGGCCCAAAGGGAAAGAAGAGAGGACGUUGCUCCAGUUUCACUACACGGAAUGGCAUUCUCACACUUGUCCGUAUUCCAACAACAUUGUGGAAUUCCGACGUCGAGUGCGGGCUGCACUACUCAGCACUUCCAUUACCCACAGCACUGGGCCCAUGGUCGUUCAUUGCAACGAUGGAGGUGGCAGAUCUGGCGUAUUCAUGGCUAUCGACGCCAAUAUGGAACUGGUAGAAGAGGACGGCCUUAUUGACAUCUUCGGCUACAUGAAAAAACUGCGCCAGGCUCGACGCGGCCUUGUGGAAACACUGGAGCAAUUCAAGUUCAUCUAUGACACGUUGGAAGAGAGCAUCACGUGCGGAUGGUCCUGGUUUCCCGUUUCCGAAUUGACAACCCGUCUCAAACAGAAAUCUAUCCGAUAUCCAGUCACGAAAAUGAACGAAUAUCAGAGAGAAUAUGCUCAAAUCUGCAAACUAACUCCGCGUUUCACCAUUGGCGAUUGUGCUGGAGGACACAGAUCAGACAAUCGCCAUAAAAAUCGUGACGUCCUCAUCAUACCACCCGACAACUUCCGGCCUUAUUUAACGUCUUUCCAAGGCAACAGCUUCACCGACUACAUCAACGCUGUCUUUAUUGACGGAUAUACUCGUCCUCGUGAAUACAUUGUAACUGAAUGGCCCUUACCACACACACUCGGCGAUCUCUGGUCUCUCGUGUACGAUUACGAUUGCAGCGCUGUUGUUGUUCUAACAAACCCACCUCCCAGUUCGAGUUUCCCCGCAUUUUGGCCUGACGGUCGUCGUUCCGUCAAGUACGGCCCUGUUUUCACCGUUGAUCAUGUCUCCCACAAUCAUUAUCCAAACAUCAAAAGCUGGAUCUUUCGUAUCAACAAGAAGGAUAUUGCUCCUCAUCGAAGAACAUUAGCUGAAAUUGUUGACGAGACCCGAAAGGCGAAUCAUAGACAUAACGGAAAGAUUGUUUCGCUGACAGAGUUAAUGGCAGGCGUUAAAGCCACACCAAAAACCUGUCAAUUAUUCCAGCUCAUGUGCUGGCCAGAGGGACAUAAAGUUCCCACGUCCACCAACGCACUAGUUGAAUUAAUGAACAUGGUGGAACGAUGGAGGCAGCGAACAGAUUACGGACCUGUUGUCGUCAUUUCUUCGGACGGAACAUCUCGCGUUGGAGUUUAUUUUGCAGCCAACGCUUGCAUAGAACAAGUUAUCCAACACGGUGAAGUGGACGUCUUCCAGGCGGUCAAGAAUGUUAGAAGACACCGGCCUCAGCUGGUUGAAAAUUUGACCGAGUUUAAAUAUUGCUAUGAUCUGGUUCUCCACUACGUCCUCCACUAUUUGCAUCGAGAUGGAUCCAAGAAAUGAAAAGCUGUUCUUGCCGUGGGGCUUUUUGGGUGUGCUGUAACAGCACAUUUGAGUGCGUCUCCAUUUAACGUUAUAAACUGUGUCAUUUAUAGUAGAGCAUAGAUAAGCCACUCGAGUCUUCCUUGUAUAAAUUUACCGAGUUAUUGACAACUUUUUAUUUCUUAAAAAAAAAGAAGAAGGGAAAAAAAAGAUCAAAAAAAGAAAUAAACUGAAUUAUAGGUUGCUAUUGGCUACCAGUGAUCCUGGGCAACUGCGAAAUUGACAAGUUCGUAAAAAAAGCAUUGUAGGAGAUUUUUUCUACGAAACAUAUCCUUCGUUUUUCCUCUUUCGAUCUUGUGAGUGUUCGCUGGAGAUUGCGAUCAAUAGGUAGAUCUAAACGCAAUCAAAGUAUGUUGGAACCCGUAAAAUUCAAAAGAUGGCUUGAACUAUUGGCAAUCUUUUGUGUAAACUUUAGUCAAUCUUUGGCGUGAAAGACGAGAUUGACAUUUGCUUGUAUAGAUCCUAUGACGGAUGACUGCAUGUUUUUCGUAUUAGAUAGAGUAUUUUAUUGUAUUGUCAGUGUAAACCA